Molecule: messenger RNA, 1683 nt
Organism: Saccostrea cuccullata (small rock oyster)
Lineage: Eukaryota; Metazoa; Mollusca; Bivalvia; Ostreida; Ostreidae
Product: nipped-B-like protein B
Exons: 1
Coding region: 1-1683 (560 amino acids)
Source: RefSeq, a predicted model, not a curated record
AUGAUUGAAAGAGAUACUAGAAAAGAUUCUGGUGAUAAAUUAACCAAUAUUACAGAAAUCUCCAAAUGUGAUACCAAAAUUUUAGGAGAGAAGAAGAAUGAAGAUUCUUCAGGAGUGGGGGCAAUUACAAUUGAUAAAAUAGUGUUGGCAGCCAAAGACACUGCUUGCGAUGAGGAAUUGUCAGAGAAGUCACCAGUUCAUGAUGCUAUGUCAAAGGAAGAUAUGUCAACAGAGAAGACAACAGUAAAUGAUGAGGAUAAGUCAGCAGAGAAGACGGUAGUAGGUGAUGAGGAUAAGUCAGAAGAGAAGACAGCAGUACGUGAUGAGGACAUGAUGUCAGCAGAGAACACAACAGUACAUAAUGAGGAUAUUUCAGCAGAGAAGACAGCAGUACGUGAUGAGGACAUGAUGUCAGCAGAGAAGACAGCAGUAGGUGAUGAGGACAUGUCAAUAGAGAAGACAGCAGUACGUGAUGAGAACAUGUCAACAGAGAAUACAGCAGUAGGUGAUGAGAACAUGUCAACAGAGAAGACAGCAGUACGUGAUGAGGACAUGUCAACAGAGAAGACAGCAGUACGUGAUGAGGAUAAGUCAACAGAGAAGACAGCAGUAGGUGAUGAGGAUAAGUCAGCAGAGAAGACAGCAGUACAUGAUGAGGAUAAGUCAGCAGAGAAGACAGCAGUACGUGAUGAGGAUAAGUCAGCAGAGAAGACAGCAGUACGUGAUGAGGACAUGUCAAUAGAGAAGACAGCAGUACAUGAUGAGGACAUUUCAAUAGAGAAGACAGCAGUACAUGAUGAGGACAUUUCAAUAGAGAAGACAGCAGUAGGUGAUGAGGAUAAGACAGCAGCAGGUGAUGCAGAUAUGUCAGCAGAGAACACACCAGUACAUGAUGAGGACAAGUCAGCAGAGAACACACCAGUAUAUGAUGAGGACAUGUCAAUAGAGAAGACAGCAGUACGUGAUGAGGACAUGUCAGCUGAGAAUACAGCAGUACGUGAUGAGGAUAUGUCAAUAGAGAAGACAGCAGUACGUGAUGAGGACAUGUCAAUAGAGAAGACAGCAGUACAUGAUGAGGACAUGUCAAUAGAGAAGACAGCAGUACGUGAUGAGGACAUGUCAAAAGAGAAGACAGCAGUACAUGAUGAGGACAUGUCAAUAGAGAAGACAGCAGUACGUGAUGAGGACAUGUCAGCUGAGAAUACAGCAGUACGUGAUGAGGACAUGUCAGCUGAGAAUACAGCAGUACGUGAUGAGGAUAUGUCAAUAGAGAAGACAGCAGUACGUGAUGAGGACAUGUCAACAGAGAAGACAGCAGUAGGUGAUGAGGAUAAGUCAGCAGAGAAGACAGCAGUAGGUGAUGAGGAUAAGUCAGCAGAGAAGACAGCAGUAGGUGAUGAGGAUAAGUCAGCAGAGAAGACAGCAGUACGUGAUGAGGAUAAGUCAGCAGAGAAGACAGCAGUACGUGAUGAGGAUAUGUCAAUAGAGAAGACAGCAGUACAUGAUGAGGACAUUUCAAUAGAGAAGACAGCAGUACAUGAUGAGGACAUUUCAAUAGAGAAGACAGCAGUCAGUGAUGAGGAUAAGACAGCAGCAGGUGAUGCAGAUAUGUCAGCAGAGAACACACCAGUACAUGAGAGAACACAGAGAACACACCAGUAUAUGAUGAGGACAUGUCAAUAG